CACCGUGCACCGCCCGCAUGUGUCUCGACCUGCUGGCAUACUUCACCUGCCUCCGCCGCCGCCAGCUCCCGCCAUGCAGACGCGAGUGCCAGUGAUAUUUCUAGUCAUUACCUUCCUAAGCUUGGAAUGCGAGAUGUUGGGGACCUGCGCUAACUGCGCCAGGGGAGACUUCAGCGUGGAGGAGCUCACGGAAGCGAGGAUCGCCUUCGUGAAGCAGCAGAUCCUGAAGAAGCUCCGGCUGAGCAAGAAGCCGAAUGUUGGACUACCUGUUAAUAGCCUGCCCGUGCCGGUUGCGCAGGGGCAAACCCUCAAUGAGGGCACGGAGAAGCCGCCCGAGUUUGACGAUUAUUAUGGAAGAACGGAGCAGAAGAUCAUAUUCCCAGUUGAAGGAGGAUGCCUGACCUCCGGGAGGUACCCGUUCAAGUGCCUCCAGUUUGAGCUGCCGCCGGACGUCGAACCCGAGGAGGUCACCGUGGUCGAGCUCUGGUUCUAUAAGGAGCGCGACCCGCUGGAUGAGUACAACCAGACGUUCGUGAUCUCGGAGGCGGCUCACUGGGACAGCCAGCAGCAGUUCAAGAAGACCAAGCCCAUCGCCAUCAAGGAGACCAGCAUCGGAGAAGGUUGGGUGCGCGUGGAACUGGCCUGGGCUGUGAGGGUCUGGCUAGAAGGCCGGGAGACCACGCACACGCUCCAUGUGGCCUGCAGGACUUGCCAGCUGCGCCGAGCGCCCAUCUCCUUCCACAAGAAGCACCGGCCCUUCCUAGUCCUCUACACCAAGUACGCUGGCAAGCGGCGCCGGGGCAGAGCCCUAGAAUGCGGGGCCACCACCAGCGAGUGCUGCCGCGAGCACCUCUACGUCAGCUUCAAGGACCUCGGCUGGGACGACUGGAUCAUCAGGCCUGCUGGCUACCACGCCUACUUCUGCAAGGGGACCUGCGCCCCCAUAUCUGCUGUUACUAUGGCGGAUAACAAUUACCACCACAAUAUUAUUAGGAAAUACUUCUACUCCGUGUCCAACGAGCGGCGGAUAGAGUUCAACCCGUGCUGCGCUCCAACCACCUUCAGCUCGCUACAACUGCUAUACGUGGACUCCAACAACACGGUCACGCAGAAAACACUGCCAAAUAUGGUGGUGGAGACGUGUGGGUGCAUGUAGCACAAGUGUAUUGACAAUAGCUGUCUAAAGAGCAUGAUCAGGAGAUCUUGAAGGAUCUUGGAGGUGUGACGCUAUGUGUAGCACAAGUGAAUCGACAGUCUAAAGAGUAUACUUUAGUCUUGGAGACGUGACUCUGUGUGUAGCUAGUGAAUAGACAAUAAUAAUUUAAAGGACUUAUGAUGAGCUUCAUCAUCAUCGUCAAGCUGACGUCAUGCAUCCGUCUCUUUGUCAUCAGCCUUCGUCUUUCGUUGGAUAUAGGACUCUUCAUCUGCAAGAUAUCUCUGUAUAUUGUUGGAUAUAGGUUUCCUCCAACAGAUGCCCUGAAGUGUGAUUCUCAGCUCUUCCAAUUGGUUUGCGUUCUUCUUCUUCUACUAUGAGCCACUAAGUUAAGAACAAUUUCCACCACCACAA
This is a messenger RNA of Ostrinia nubilalis (European corn borer), 1567 nucleotides long. It is a transcript of the gene daw, whose product is annotated as inhibin beta B chain. Gene Ontology annotation, molecular function: cytokine activity; growth factor activity. The transcript has 5 exons. The record is from RefSeq and is a predicted model, not a curated record. Gene Ontology annotation, cellular component: extracellular region. NCBI's taxonomy places the organism in Eukaryota, Metazoa, Arthropoda, Insecta, Lepidoptera, Crambidae. The coding region runs from base 74 to 1156 and encodes 360 amino acids.